Messenger RNA from Debaryomyces hansenii CBS767, 972 nucleotides. RefSeq names its product cyclin-dependent protein kinase-activating kinase (gene CAK1). Lineage: Eukaryota; Fungi; Ascomycota; Pichiomycetes; Serinales; Debaryomycetaceae. Gene Ontology annotation, biological process: intracellular signal transduction; protein phosphorylation. Bases 1 to 972 code for a protein of 323 amino acids. The record is from RefSeq and is a predicted model, not a curated record. Gene Ontology annotation, cellular component: nucleus; cytoplasm. The transcript has a single exon. Gene Ontology annotation, molecular function: MAP kinase activity; ATP binding.
AUGAACCAAUACGGUACCAAGGAGACAAUAUAUAGCGGACCUAAUGCAAUCGUGUAUAAAGCAAUUGACCGUGAAAGCCAAAAUAUAGUGGCAUUGAAGGUAGUGGAUGUUGAUUUAUGUAUGAAACCCCACGACAUAAGGCGGGAGAUCACCACAUUACAAAGAAUACAUAAUAAAGGAGUACUACAAUUCAUAAACCUGUAUACACAUGGCGAUGAUAUAGUAUUGGUAACACCAUGUUAUCUGUUCGAUCUAGAUCAAUGGAUCAAAAUGUGUACCAAGAAGCGGGUCAAGUUCAACCUCGAUGAUCCUACCAAUAAUAUUAUCCACUAUCGCAACGAAUUUCCAACAAGCAAAGUAGAGAACAUCAUUUCCACAUUAGCCAGUACCCUUAGGUACCUCCAUGAUGAUGAAGGUAUAAUACACCGCGAUAUUAAGCCAUCAAACGUGUAUUUCGAGUCCGAAGACUCGCCUCCGGUUCUUGGGGAUUUCGGGAUUAUAUACAAUACGAGAGACCCCCCCUCUGAUGAACCUAUGGACUCCAAGUACACAGAUGUAUCCACCGGCAUAUUCAAGGCGCCUGAAUUGUGUUUUGGCAUGGCGGACUACACGCAAGCCAUCGAUAUCUGGUCGUUGGGUAUUAUGCUCACAUUGUUGUAUUCAGCAACCGGAAAAUCGUGUAUAGAUGAGGAAGGAAACUUCCACGACUUGACGCUUAUCAGUUCCAUAUUUCUGAACUUUGGUACUCCCCUGACGAGUGAUGCUUCUGAUAAGCGACUCUAUUGGCCCGAUGCUAAUCGACCACUGAGCCAUUUUAACAGUUUCAAAUUCACAGAAAAGCCCCGGGUACCAAGUGAUAAGCUAUUACCGCGAUGUGAUAACCCUAACAUGCUACGUAUCUUUGACAGGAUGAUGGUUUAUCAGGGUAAUGAAAGAAUUACUGCUAAAGAAAUCCUCACGUGUAUAGAAUGA